UGGCUCCUCCCCAACUAGCGUACGUUGACGAAUGUGGGGCUAUCUAACGCCCACCAGUGCAUAACGGAUGACACAGAAAACACAACAAAAGAGUCGGAACAGACCGGCGGGGAAGGCAGAGUAGGACGGCUCCGGCAGGCGUCACCGCCUAGAUUGCAGGUGACUACAUACGCUUUGUCUGCAUAUGUAUAAACUAGCUUUUCAGCUGUUAGUCAUCCUUUCUUGGCACAGCACAAAUAAGACGUUUUUCUCUCAACUUCUAGGAAACACCAGUCGCAGUCCAUAAGAUACCAUGUCACAAAACAUGGCACAACUACCACUGGCCGAUCUGAAGCGGCAUUUCCUGACGUGUCCCAUCUGCUUGGACACGUUCUGCUCACCCAAGAUCCUGCCCUGCGUCCACACCUUCUGUGCGCCCUGUCUAAUCAAACAUGCCAACGGAAGGACGCGUUUUCCAUGUCCCGAGUGCCGUCAGGAAACCCCCAUGCCCAGCAAUGGAAUAUCCGGUCUCCAGGACAACCAUUACGUCACAAGUCUGUACGAAUGGGCAUCCAGUGCAGACGAUAGAAUGGAAUAUCUUCCUCAACCAAGGAGCGAUACCUCUUUAGGUAAAUGCAAUCGCCACACAGACGUCGACCUCAGCUACUACUGUUUAGAGUGUGAGACCGAGGUGUGUGAGUGCUGUAUACCAGAGCAACACUUUUCACAUAGAGAGAAGAUCACCGUGGUCGAAAACAGGGGCAAGUUUGAUUCAGUUCUACUGGUCUCGUUUGAAGCAACCAUGAAAAAGCUUACCAACCAGUUGUCACUGUUAGAACAAGAAGAAAAGAGAGAGUGCGAACAGAGGAAGGUGGCGGCGGCGAGGGAGAUAGAAAGCGCUGGGAGGAAACUCGUGGAACAGAUCAACCUGCAAGUCUACCAGUUGAUCCAGCAGCUCCAAGCUCUGCAUCAAGACUCGCUAUUAGGCAUCGUGGAAGACAAGGAGACCAUUCACAACUAUCUGAUGAACAUGCAACAGUGGAAGCAACAGGCAGAAACACUACUGAGAAGACCCACUCGGCUUGAUGAAGUUGAGCAAGUACAGACAAAGAUGCGAUCUUUGCUCGACGAUGCUGCAAAGUGCGAAGGUCUUGGAAGCAACAGAAGACCAGCCAAGUACACAUUUAUAAGAGAAGAGUUAGACUAUCGACUCGUUAGUAUAGGUAGAAUAGUGGAAGAUUGUGACAUAGGUGAAGGAAACGAAAACCAACAGAGUGCCUCAAUGAUAAGGUUUGGGAGGGAAGGUAGUGGGGAGGGCGAGUUUCGGUAUCCAAGCGGUGUUACAAUAUCUGACGAGGGAACGAUAUUCGUACUAGAUGCGGACAACUCGCGGGUCCAAAUCUUCGACUCAGAUGGAAAAUUUCUCAGGACGUUUACCGUUCUUUGCCCCGAGAUUAACAGCAAUAACACCCGAUUGGAGGGGAUAGCCAUGGCGUUGGAUGGGAAUCUGUUCCUAACUGACCAAACGCACAAAUCGGUGGUGAUAGUCAAUCAACAUGGCGAGCUGCAGGACAUCAAGAGACUGGACAUGGCGGCGCACCCAGCAGGCAUUGCGUUUGACCCUCGCACAUGGAACCUUCUUGUCAGUGACGUCAGCAAACACUGUGUAAUCGUCAUGAACCCCAUGGGUGCGCUGCGUCACACGUUUGGGUCACUAGGUGCCUUAGAUAGACAGUUUAACCAGCCGCUAUACUUGACAGUUAACGCCAGGGGCGAGAUCAUUGUGUCGGACUUCUUCAACCAUUCGGUGAAGGUGUUUGAUAGUGAGGGCGUUUUUCUCUUCAAAUUUGGCAGUUCGGGUACCGGUGACGGGCAGCUAAGCCUACCGGCAGGAGUUUGUACUGAUGCGAGCGGGAACAUCAUCGUAGCAGACCGCGGCAAUAGUCGGGUGUCGCUGUUCGAUGCGGGCGGACACUUCCUGAAGCAUGUAGCGACCAAACAAGACGGAUUGAGGGCUCCUGUUGCCGUGGCUGUGUCCAAGAAAGGCGCUCUCGUCAUCACAGACGGAUCAAACAGCAGUGUCACUAUAGUAAAGAACUUCAUAUGUCACUAAAGUGAAACCCAAAAACUUGGUGUCAUAGUCUAAUAACUUAUGUUUUGUUAUAGAAGCUUAGUUUCAAUUGAUUUGUUUUAUUACUUGCGUUAUAUCCAGUAGUAUAAUAUUCGUAGCAACAACUGAGAACGAAAAUAUGCACAAUUCUUAUAACUUGUUUGUAAGAUUUAUAAGAUUUCAGAUGCCCAAUUAAAUAGAUGCGGUGUAUAAGAGAUAAGAGUGACAGACGGCGAUUCGUUGUGGAUAUAUUAUUUCAAUUUCUGAAAGUACUAGAACAUAGAAAUAUACAGUGGAAAUAUACAGCAUUCGGGAUUUUGGUGAGAUUUCUAUUAAAAGAAUCAAGAAAAUUAA
Molecule: messenger RNA, 2443 nt
Organism: Branchiostoma floridae (Florida lancelet)
Lineage: Eukaryota; Metazoa; Chordata; Leptocardii; Amphioxiformes; Branchiostomatidae
Product: tripartite motif-containing protein 3-like
Exons: 3
Coding region: 293-2092 (599 amino acids)
Biological process (GO): proteasome-mediated ubiquitin-dependent protein catabolic process; protein polyubiquitination; negative regulation of translation
Molecular function (GO): ubiquitin protein ligase activity; zinc ion binding; translation repressor activity
Source: RefSeq, a predicted model, not a curated record